UUAGGGAGACUCACGUGGGAGGAUUUGUUUACUGUAGCGGCUGACAGCGGAGGGCGAGGGCUGGCGGCACACUCCUCUAUAACACCACAAUUAUGGCAGACAGCGAGGAGAGGUUUGACGGCAUGCUGCUGGCCAUGGCUCAGCAGCACUCCGGCGGGGUGGUGGAGUUGCUGGACACUUUCUUCAGCUUCUUGGCCAGAAAGACAGACUUUUAUACUGGAGCUCCAGAAGACGUCAGUGAAAAGAUGGUAAUCGAUAAAUUUAAGAAAUAUAAAAGUUUGGCAUUUGCUGAGCAAGAUAAAAAAAAGGCUGAAUAUGAAGAGGUUGAAAGGAGAAAGCAAGAGAGGAUGAAGAAAAAGGAGUUGGAGGAAAGACAAUUGGCCAAUGCCCCUAAAAUUAAAGAACUUACAGAGGAAGAAGCCAACGAACUAGAGAAAAGUUUAUCAGAGGAAUCGACAAAGACUAAAGAACCCGAGAAAGUUGAAAAAAUGGAAGAUGACGACGAUGAAAAUUCUAAAGGAAAACUUAAACCAAAUGCAGGGAAUGGAUGUGACUUGGACAAAUAUCGUUGGACUCAAUCACUACAGGAAGUUGAGGUGUGGGUACCCCUCGGGGUCAAGGUCAAGUCCCGGGACGUGGUGGUGGAGUGGGGCAGGCGUACCGUCAAGGCCGGCCUCCGGAACGCCACCCCCAUUCUCCAAGGUGACCUCUACAACGAGGUCAAGGUCGAGGAGUGCAACUGGUUCCUGGAGAAUGGCAACACACUCGUACUCACGCUGGAGAAGAUUAACAAGAUGGAGUGGUGGUCUCGCUUGGUGACCUCGGACCCAGAGAUCAAUACACAAAAAGUUAACCCAGAACCCUCAAAAUUGGGUGACUUAGAUGGAGAGACAAGAGGCAUGGUAGAAAAGAUGAUGUAUGAUCAGCGACAAAAGGAGAUGGGAUUACCUACCUCAGAGGAACAAAAGAAGCAAGAUGUUCUUAAAAAGUUCAUGGAACAGCACCCAGAAAUGGACUUCUCAAAGUAGAGCAAGUGCAGUGGCUCGUAGGACUACAGUAUCUGUAUGGCUAAGUGUGAGUUGGAAAUCUUAUGUUACCGCCAUUAUGGCUGACACCCGCUCUUGGAUCUGGAAGAAAAUUUGUUCCAGACAUCCUUCACCUCCAUGGUUCUGUUGUGGCAGAUCUGGUGUUGAUCGCAAACGAACUGGAUUUCCACUUUUCAACAGUUAACUUCAGUACUUAUCUUCCUCUUACUUUCCUUACUCAUAAAUCCCUUUCAAAUCCCACCCUUUUGAAUUUAGCACACACCUACAGCUCUCAUAAAAGGACCCACUGUAUUCUUUUUUCUAAACUCAAGUCUGACUUAACCCUCUGCAGUUCUACGGUGGCAGGUUCAAAUAACAUUCAUUAUGAGAUGUUCUGUCAUCUGCCACUUUUCACUAUUUGGUGAAUAUCUAUAAUCAUAUUCGAGAGACAUUGCCAGUCAUUGAGGAGGACUGGCUUAACAUUUUUAGUUUUCAAUAUAUAAAAUUAAGGUAAAAUAAUACAGAACUGCCGGUUUUUUCUUUAUUCCGAGUGUAGGAAGGUCAGUGUGAAAAGCCAAGAGAGGGUCACCUCCUAGACUUGCAAAAAGGAUUAAUCUAAUUGUUUUACAAAGUUUUGAAGAACGACACCAAAACCUCCACAAUUAAAAAAAAAUUGACAAAA
Messenger RNA from Procambarus clarkii (red swamp crayfish), 1707 nucleotides. Lineage: Eukaryota; Metazoa; Arthropoda; Malacostraca; Decapoda; Cambaridae. The record is from RefSeq and is a predicted model, not a curated record.